ACCGACCCAUCGAGGUAGGUAUAAUCCGGCGGAUGAUGAGCGCCGCGACGAGGGUUUGCACGGUGGCGUCGCACGCGUCGCGUCUCCGCCGCGAGAAGAUGCGGGGCGGGGCGAGACCGACGCGCCACGUCGUCACCGGAUCUCGUCUCUCGCACCGAGAGGUGGCGUCGGCGUCGUCCGGGAACGACGGCUCCGGGGGUGGCGAAGACGAAGAAGACGCGGUACCCGAGCGAUACCGCGAGAGGAGCGAUUCAAACCGAUGGAUGAAAGCCGGGUCCAUGGGAAGCAGGUACGCCAGGUCCGACGUGGAGGUCACCUGGGGGAUGAUUGGGGUCGCGGCAUUCCUCGCCGUGUUGUCCACGGGCGCGGUGGGGUGGCUGGUGCUGACCGCGCCUUCCGCGAAUAGCCCACAGUACAGGAGGUCCGACGGGCUCGACGACGUCGUGCUCGGUCUGGUGGAGGAGGAGCCGGCGAAAGCGGACCCUUACGGGCAGGUCUGAGCCUGGCUACUAGCUAGACAGAUAAGAUGCGCGCGCCAUUCUCGUUCGGGGGCGUUCGUAAGAAAACCGACCCCGUGUUGU
This is a messenger RNA of Micromonas commoda, 581 nucleotides long. RefSeq lists its product as hypothetical. The coding region runs from base 36 to 500 and encodes 154 amino acids. The transcript has a single exon. NCBI's taxonomy places the organism in Eukaryota, Viridiplantae, Chlorophyta, Mamiellophyceae, Mamiellales, Mamiellaceae. The record is from RefSeq and is a predicted model, not a curated record.